AUGCAUCUCGACGAUAGCGCGUCGGAAGAACUCAAGGCCUGGGUCGUCAAGCGCCUGGAGGACAUCUCGGACGCUGACUCGGACGUCCUCGCCGACUAUGUCAUCGCCCUGAUCAAGUCCGACGAGUCUGACGACCAAGUCAAGCAAAACUGCCAGGACAACCUGCUCGACUUUCUGCACGACAGCACCCCUCAGUUUGUCAACGAUGUCUUCGCCCACCUCGCAAAUGCCGAAUCCAAGCCCCUGCAGCCCACCGCGACCGCUUUCCAACCCACGGCGCCUGCCUUCCAGCCCAGCGAACCCGCCUUCAACCCUCCCUCAGGCCCUGCCUCGAAAAAGCGCGACUUCAACGACAGCAAUGCCUUCGAUAACCAUGCCCAAGGCUAUCAGCAAGAUCGUCCCAUGAAGCAAAUGCGACGAGGUGGACGCGGUGGUCAAAGAGGAGGCUUCAUGGGUUCAACGCCCGGCGCUCCUCAGUCUAUGCCUCCAUUCGACACGAACAACCCUAUAGCCGCUCUUAUGGCUAUGCAGCAGGCCAUGGGUCUACCUGGCAUGCCUCAGAUGCCUGGUAUGCCCCAAAUGCCAUUCCCUCAAUCGCCUGGCGCCUUUGGCAACCCUGCACAAACCCCGCGCUCUGGCCAGAGAUGUCACGACUAUGAUACCAAGGGCUUCUGCGCUCUCGGCGCUUCAUGUCCGCAUGAGCAUGGCAACGAUCCCGUUUUAGUACCUCAACAGGCAGACGAGUACGAUCCUACGAAUGCUUCCAUAUCGCAAGGCCGUCCAUUCGCCGACAGAGGGCGUGGCCGUGGUCGCGGUAGAGGCGAUAGAGGCGCCUUCCGUGGUGGCCGUGGAGGUCGCGCUGACUUCUCGUCUGCUGGUCCGAACCACGAUCGCUCCAUCACACAGGUUGUUAUUGAGCAGAUCCCUGAGGAAAACUUCAACGAGCAAUCUGUUCGCGACUUCUUCUCCGAAUUUGGGACCAUUGAGUCGGUCGAGUUGCAGGAUUACAAGCGCCUAGCUAUCAUCAGGUUCGAGGACUACGACGGUGCGAAGAAGGCAUACGACAGUCCCAAGGUCAUAUUCGACAACCGUUUCGUCAAGGUCUACUGGUACAAGCCCGAAAGAAUGCAACGCGAGCGUCAUCAGAACGGCUUUGGCAAGAGCGACGGCGAUGUCGACAUGCAGGAAGAAGAGAAGAUUGAUCCUGUCGAGUUCGCAAAGAAGCAAGAGGAGGCACAACGCGCCCACGAAGAGAAGACAAAGAGAAUCAAGGAGGCCGAGGCACAAAGACAAGAACUGGAGCAAAAGAUGAAGGCUCAGGCUGAAGAGCGCAAUAAACUCCUCGCAAAACUCGCUGCGAAAGAGAGAGGAAAGUCGGGUACUCCGGAUCAAGCUGCUGCUGUCGGUCAGAACGGUGCCGCCAAUGGUGCCGACAGCAACGGUACACCCUCGCAGACCGACGCUUUGAAGGCCAAACUUGCAGAGUUGGAGAAAGAAGCAGAGAGCAUGGGCAUAAACCCGAAUGAGGAGCAAUCGUGGCAAGGCUUUGCUCCGCGCGGUCGUGGUGGUUACAGGGGACGUGGAGGGUUCCAACCGAGAGGCGCAUGGCGAGGAGGAAGAGGUGCUUUUGCUCCACGUGGAGGCGCUGUCAGAAGGCUAGACAACAGACCCAGGACUGUUGCAGUCAUCUUCGCGAACAACGACCAAAUGGACUCUACGAAAGACGAAGCGCUAAGGCAAUAUCUGCUAUUUGUGAGUGACCGCAGAAAACUACUUCCACCAAGACACCACAGUACUGACCUUUUACAGAGCGAUCUUAUGGAAUCUACACAAAUCAGCCCUCACCCUUCACGCUCAGACGCGGCCAUGCUGGCAUUUUCUGAACGCUACCAAGCCGAGAAGUUUCUCAACCACGGCUCUGACAUCCCCCAUCUUGGCAAGGUCGAGCUUUCGUGGAUGGCAAACCCUGCUCCUAGCACUCCUGUCGCCUCUGCACAGACAGCCUCUGAGACGUCCAAGGAUGUCAACAUGGACGAGCCUCAAGAUCUUGGACCCCCAAGACCAGCAGCCGAAAUGGAUUACGACGUAGCUGAUGAUGACGACAACUGGUUAGUUGAAUAA
This is a messenger RNA of Aureobasidium uvarum, 2121 nucleotides long. Lineage: Eukaryota; Fungi; Ascomycota; Dothideomycetes; Dothideales; Saccotheciaceae. The record is from the annotation of a GenBank genome assembly.